AGGCAGGGAGGAGGCAGUCAAGCCUGUGGGGAUUGGCUGGCUCAGCCCUGCCCAGGCCAGCUUCCUGCAGCCUCCUACAGGUCGAGAGCCAGGGACAAAGAGGUCCCAGAGGAGGGGACAGGAGAUUGUGGGGACAGGCUACUCCUGAUAGAAGGAUGCCGCAGCUGAGCCUGUCCUGGCUGGGACUGGGGCCCUGGGCAGCCUCUCCUUGGCAACUCCUGCUGUUGGCCGGGGCCUCCUGGUUGCUGGCCCGCAUCCUGACCAAGAUCUACACUUUCUAUGACAACUGCUACCGCCUCCGAUGCUUCCCACAGCCCCCCAGACGGAACUGGUUUUGGGGUCACCUAGGCCUGGCACAGAACAAUGAAGAAGGCAUGCGGCUGGUGGAGGAGCUGGGCCACUGCUUCCGUGAUGUCCACCUCUGGUGGGUCGGGCCCCUCUACCCCGUCCUGCGGCUUGUCCACCCUAAGUUCGCUGCUCCCCUGCUCCAGGCCCCAGCUAUGGUCGUACCCAAGGAAAUGGCUUUCUAUGGCUACCUGAGACCCUGGCUGGGGGAUGGGCUCUUGCUGAGUGCCGGUGACAAGUGGAGCCACCGCCGGCGCCUGCUGACACCUGCCUUCCACUUCAACAUCCUGAAGCCCUACAUGAAGAUUUUCAACCAGAGUGUGGACAUCAUGCAUGCCAAGUGGCAACGACUGAUCUCAGAGGGCAGCACCCGUCUGGACAUGUUUGAGCACAUCAGCCUCAUGACCUUGGACAGUCUGCAGAAAUGCGUCUUCAGCUUCGACAGCAAUUGUCAGGAGCAGCCCAGUGAAUAUAUUGCCGCCAUCUUGGAGCUCAGUGCCCUCGUAACCAAACGGCACCACCAGAUCUUCCUGUACUGGGACUUCCUGUACUACCUCACUCCUGAUGGGCGCCGCUUCCGCAGGGCGUGCGACCUGGUGCACGACUUCACAGAUGCUGUCAUCCAGGAGCGGCGCUGCACUCUGGCUGCCCAGGAUGUUGAUGACUUCCUCGAGGCCAAGGCCAAGUCUAAGACUGUGGACUUUAUUGAUUUGCUCCUGCUGUCCAAGGAUGAAAAUGGGAAGAAGUUGUCAGAUGAGGACAUACGAGCGGAGGCUGACACCUUUAUGUUUGGAGGCCAUGACACCACGGCCAGUGGUCUCUCCUGGGCCCUGUUCAACAUGGCAAGGCACCCGGAAUACCAGGAGCGCUGCCGGAAGGAGGUGCAAGACCUGCUGAGGGACCGUGAUCCUAAAGAGAUUGAGUGGGACGACCUGGCCCAGUUGCCCUUCCUGACCAUGUGCAUCAAGGAGAGUCUGCGGUUGCACCCCCCAGUCACAAUCAUCUCCCGCUGCUGUACCCAGGACGUUGCCCUCCCCGACGGCCGUGUCAUCCCCAAAGCAGUCUCCAUUCAAGUGCUUUUCAUAUUCCAGAACAAUGCCUAUCCAUAG
Messenger RNA from Ictidomys tridecemlineatus (thirteen-lined ground squirrel), 1454 nucleotides. The record is from RefSeq and is a predicted model, not a curated record. NCBI's taxonomy places the organism in Eukaryota, Metazoa, Chordata, Mammalia, Rodentia, Sciuridae.